Messenger RNA from Diplodia corticola, 5247 nucleotides. Its product is annotated as abc transporter. The transcript is spliced from 3 exons. Gene Ontology annotation, molecular function: ATP binding; ABC-type transporter activity; ATP hydrolysis activity. Gene Ontology annotation, cellular component: membrane. Gene Ontology annotation, biological process: transmembrane transport. The record is from RefSeq and is a predicted model, not a curated record. Lineage: Eukaryota; Fungi; Ascomycota; Dothideomycetes; Botryosphaeriales; Botryosphaeriaceae. Bases 1 to 5247 code for a protein of 1748 amino acids.
AUGGAUCGCCUCGAUCCUGAGCAGCUUCAAGCUGAGGCCAUCCGCCGCCUCUCUGAGCAGAGCGGACUGGAUCCCAGCCAGAUCCAGCUGUUUGUCUCGUCCUCCAACGACGGUGGUGACAUUACCGAGACCAGGUCAAUUGGAACCACCCAUUCCGAGACUCGCUCUAUCGUUCGUUCCGAGACCCGUUCUGUCGUCCACUCCGAGUCUCGCUCAGAUCUCCAUGGCUCUGGCUCGCAGUCGAAUCUCCAGCUGCACACUUCUGGAUCCCACUCGAUUCUGCGUUCCGGCUCGCAGUCUGCCCUCCGUAAUGAGUCUUUCUCCGCCGAUUCGUUGUCGGAGCUUCACGCCACGAACUCCUCCACGCAGCUGAGAGAGUCUGGAUCCCAGUCUGCACUGAGGUCUGGUUCCAUGACAAGGCUUCAGUCAUCGGGAUCUCUGGCUGCCCUCCACGAAGCCAACGACCACGCCACCUCCCAUGACGCCGAUGCUCAGCUUGCCCUCCAAGCUGCCAACGCCCAGUCCUCCACUGAAGGGUCCGGGUCGUUUUCCGCGUUCCGUGACGCCAGGCAAGGCAGCGACGAUGCCACACUAGCAACCAAGGGUUCUGCUUUCGCCAUCAAUGGAGCCAAUGCUAGCGAAGCUGACGCCAUAAGCCACUCUGCCAUCCGCCAAGGAAGCACCUCCGCCUCCGGCUCUGCCAGACCCGACAGCCAGGACGCCAGCACCACCCUCCACACGGCCAAUUCCGCCUACUUUGACACCACAAAUAACGCUGAAGUUGCUGCCGCUGCUGCUGCCGGUGCCGGCGCCAUCACCGCCUCCCAGCCUCAGGAGCAAGCCGAGCCUGCACACGAAUACCGGUCCGUUGUCAAGCCAGACGCGCAGUCGGUGCCGUCGGAGAAGCCCCACAGCGACACGGAUGGUGUCACUCUCAAUUCCAAGAGUUCCGUUGUACAUGUUCAUGACGGUAUCAACGUCGCCCGUGCGGAGCACGACUUUCAGGAGCUGAGCCGCGAGCUGUCCCGCCUAUCGCGCAGCCAGAGCAAGAAGAAUAAGGCCGGCGCAACCGACAUUGAGAAAGUUGCAAGCGUGUCGGAAACAAGUGAGCAGGAGCCGUUCGAUCUCGAGGGUGUGCUCAGGGGACGCAGAGGAGAAGAUGAGGAGGCUGGGAUCAAGUCCAAGCAGGUUGGUGUUAUUUGGGAUGGACUGACUGUUCGUGGCAUUGGCGGUGUGAAGAACUACGUCAAGACUUUCCCGCAAGCUUUUGUUUCGUUCUUCAAUGUCUACGAGACCGCCAAGAGUAUCCUGGGUGUCGGCAAGAAAGGUCGUGAGUUCGACAUUCUGAAAGAUUUCCGCGGAGUGGCCAAGCCUGGCGAGAUGGUUCUAGUCCUUGGUCGUCCGGGAUCAGGUUGCACAAGUUUCCUCAAAGUAAUUGCCAACCAGCGGUUCGGCUACACCGACGUUGCCGGUGAGGUCAUGUAUGGUCCUUUCGAUGCUGCGACGUUUGAGAAGCGUUACCGUGGAGAGGCCGUGUACAACCAGGAGGACGAUAUCCACCACCCUACGCUCACCGUCGGUCAAACUCUUGACUUUGCCCUGGAGACCAAGAUUCCCGGUGCCCGUCCGGCCGGGUUGAGCCGACAGGACUUCAAGCAAAGGGUCAUCGACAUGCUGCUGAAGAUGUUCAAUAUCGAGCACACGAAGAACACGAUUGUCGGCAACCCUUUCGUUCGUGGUGUCUCUGGUGGAGAGCGUAAGCGUGUUUCGAUUGCCGAGAUGAUGGUCACCAACGCCUGCAUCUGUUCAUGGGACAACUCGACCCGUGGUCUCGAUGCUUCCACCGCUCUCGAUUACGCCAAGUCCCUGCGGAUUCUCACCGACAUCCACCAAGUCACGACCUUUGUUUCCUUGUACCAGGCUUCCGAGUCCAUCUACAAGAUGUUCGACAAGGUCAUGGUCAUCGACUCGGGCCGUUGCGUGUAUUAUGGUGCUGCGAAGGAGGCUCGUGCUUACUUCGAGGGCCUUGGCUUCGUCGAGAAGCCUAGGCAGACGACUCCCGACUACUUGACUGGCUGCACCGAUCCAUUCGAGCGCGAAUUCAAGCCAAACCGUAGCGCAGACAACGUUCCCAGCACCCCCGAGGGUCUGGCCGAAGCGUUCAACAAGUCUGACAUCGCUGCUCGCAUGGACAGGGAUAUGGAGGCGUACCGCGAGCAGAUCAAGCAGGAAAAGCAGACCUGGGACGACUUCCAGACUGCUGUUACUCAAAGCAAGAGGCAUGCUUCCCACCGCUCCGUCUACACCAUUCCUUUCUACCUGCAGGUCUGGGCUCUCAUGCGCCGCCAGUUCUUCCUCAAGUGGCAGGAUAAGUUCUCUUUGACCGUCUCGUGGGCCACUUCCAUCGUCGUUGCCAUCAUUCUGGGUACUGUCUGGCUCCAGCUUCCUCAGACCAGUGCGGGCGCUUUCACUCGUGGUGGUCUUCUGUUCAUCUCCCUUCUGUUCAACGCGUUCGAGGCUUUCUCCGAGCUGGCUUCCACCAUGGUUGGCCGACCGAUCAUCAACAAACACCGUGCCUUCACCUUCCAUCGUCCUUCUGCCCUUUGGAUUGCUCAGAUCAUGGUCGACACGGUAUUUGCAAGCGCGAAGAUCUUGGUCUUCAGUAUCAUGGUCUACUUCAUGUGCGGCUUGGUUCUCGAUGCCGGUGCCUUUUUCACCUUUGUCUUGGUCAUCAUCUCUGGGUACCUCUCGAUGACACUGUUCUUCCGUACCGUCGGAUGUCUUUGUCCCGACUUCGAUGUUGCGAUCCGUCUUGCGGCUACGAUCAUUACCUUCUUCGUCUUGACUUCCGGAUAUCUCAUCCAAUGGCAGUCAGAGCAGGUGUGGCUCAGGUGGAUCUUCUACAUCAACGCACUGGGUCUCGGCUUCUCUGCGCUCAUGAUGAACGAAUUCAAGCGCCUGACCCUCACUUGCACGUCGGACUCCCUGGUUCCCACCGGAGGCGAUUACAACGACAUUGCUCACCAAUCUUGCACGCUCGCUGGAAGCACCGCUGGCACCGACCAGAUCUCUGGCAGUGCCUAUAUCGAGCAGGGCUUCGCGUACGACCCAAGCGACCUCUGGCGCAACUGGGGUAUCAUGAUCGUUCUUAUCGUUGGUUUCCUGGCUGCAAACGCCCUGCUUGGUGAGCACAUCAAGUGGGGUGCCGGUGGAAAGACGGUCACUUUCUUCGCCAAGGAGGAUUCCGAGACCAAGCAGCUGAACGAGGAGCUCCAGCGCAAGAAGGACAGGAGAAAUCGCAAGGAGGAGACGACUGGGGCCAGCGAUGGACUCAAGAUUACUUCAAAGGCUAUCCUCACUUGGGAAGACCUCUGCUACGACGUCCCGCACCCCUCCGGUCAUGGCCAAUUGCGCCUGCUCAACAACAUCUUCGGUUACGUCCAGCCUGGCAAGCUCACUGCUCUUAUGGGAGCUUCCGGUGCAGGCAAGACCACCCUUCUGGAUGUCCUUGCUGCGCGUAAGAACAUUGGUGUGAUCAGCGGCGAGAAGCUCGUUGACGGCAAGCCUCCCGGUAUCGCUUUCCAGCGUGGCACUGCCUAUGCCGAGCAACUGGAUGUCCACGAGCCUAGCCAGACUGUCCGCGAGGCUCUCCGCUUCUCCGCCGAUCUGCGCCAGCCGUACGACGUCCCUCAGUCUGAGAAGUACGCCUAUGUGGAGGAAGUCAUUUCUCUUCUGGAAAUGGAAGAUAUUGCCGACGCCAUCAUCGGAGAUCCCGAGAACGGUCUUGCUGUCGAACAGCGCAAGCGCGUCACCAUCGGUGUUGAGCUUGCUGCCAAGCCUGAACUGCUUCUCUUCCUCGACGAGCCCACUUCCGGUCUUGACUCCCAGAGCGCCUUCAACAUUGUCCGUUUCCUGAGGAAGCUGGCUGCUGCUGGCCAAAGUAUCCUUUGCACCAUCCACCAGCCGAACUCGGCGCUUUUCGAGUCGUUUGACAGGCUUCUGCUGCUCCAACGUGGUGGCCAGUGUGUUUACUUCGGUGACAUCGGCAAGGACGCUCAUGUGCUGCUCGAGUACUUCCACCAGAACGGUGCCGACUGCCCGGCUGAUCUCAAUCCCGCCGAGUGGAUGCUCGAUGCCAUUGGUGCCGGUCAAACCCCUCGCAUCGGCAACAAGGAUUGGGGUGAUGUCUGGAAGGAUUCUGACGAAUUCGCCAAGAUCAAGGAGGACAUCAUCCACAUGAAGCGCGAUCGUAUCGCGGAAGUCGGCGCUGCGCCUGUAGUCGAGCAACAGGAGUACGCCACCCCGCUGUGGUACCAGAUCAAGCGCGUCAACGCCCGCCAGCAGCUGUCUUUCUGGCGCACUCCCAACUACGGCUUCACCCGCUUCUUCAACCAUGUCGUCAUUGCCCUUUUCACCGGUCUCGCCUUCCUGCAGCUCGACGACUCGCGCUCCUCACUCCAAUACCGCGUCUUCGUCAUCUUCCAGGUCACCGUCCUGCCCGCUCUCAUCCUUGCCCAGAUCGAGCCCAAGUAUGCCGUCUCGCGUAUGAUUUCCUUCCGCGAGCAGUCUUCCAAGGCGUACAAGACGUUCCCCUUCGCACUGUCCAUGGUCCUUGCCGAGAUGCCGUACAGCAUCCUCUGCGCCGUGGGCUUCUUCCUGCCGCUGUACUACAUCCCGGGCUUCCAGUCGGAUUCGAGCCGGGCCGGCUACCAGUUCUUCAUGAUCCUCAUCACCGAGGUGUUCUCGGUGACGCUGGGCCAACUGAUCGCCGCCAUCACGCCCGACCCAUUCAUUUCCGCGCACGUCAACCCCUUCGUCAUCAUCGUCUUCGCCCUCUUCUGCGGUGUCACCAUUCCCAAGCCGCAGAUCCCCAAGUUCUGGCGUGCCUGGCUGUACCAGCUAGACCCCUUCACCCGUCUCAUCGGCGGCAUGCUCGUCACCGAGCUGACCGACCGCAAGGUCGAGUGCACGAGCGUCGAGCUCAACCGCUUCACCGCGCCCGCCGGCCAGACGUGCGGCGACUACAUGCGAGGCUUCUUUGUUGCUGGCGGCCCCGGUUACAUUGUCAACAACCAGACCAGCGAGUGCGAGUAUUGCGCGUACAGGGUCGGUGAUGAGUUCUACCAGCCGCUCGGCUACGAGUUUGUCAACCGCUGGAGGGAUCUGGGUAUUUUUGCUGCCUUCAUCGGCAGCAAUUUGAUUCUGCUGUUCACUGCUGCUCGCUUCUUGAACUUCAACCGUCGUUAA